AUGAAAUACACAUGACAAAAGAGAAAGUGUCCACACUGCGAGCAGAGGGUGGCAGUAAAGCAGCUAAUAUGCUGGGUAACAAUCAAAACGAAGAAGAAGUAAGCGGAUUGGUCCAAAGUUUGGCGGACUUUAUCCUCCGCAGAGAAGCAGGUUUUUGUUCCAGCGCCGUGGACAGCAGCGGGAGUCUCCACACAACUGAUUUGCACUUUGUCUGACGAGAGAAACAGAAACCAUGUCUUUGACAAAUGGCCACAAUGUGAGCAAAGAAACUUGGGAUUCGCACAACAAGAUGAUGCUGGAUCCUCUGUCCGUCAGCGACUCUGAGGUUUUCUCCAUCAUAAAAAAAGAGAAGCACAGGCAGACGUAUGGCCUGGAGCUCAUAGCGUCCGAGAACUUUGCCAGCAGAGCGGUUCUAGAGGCUCUGGGUUCCUGCAUGAACAACAAAUACUCUGAGGGAUAUCCCGGUCAGAGGUACUAUGGUGGCACGGAGCAUGUUGAUGAGCUGGAGAGACUCUGUCAGAAGAGGGCGCUGGAGACUUAUGGUCUGGACUCAGACAAAUGGGGUGUCAACGUGCAGCCAUACUCAGGUUCACCGGCUAAUUUUGCCGUCUACACGGCCGUUGUGGAGCCUCAUGGCAGGAUCAUGGGGCUGGACCUUCCUGAUGGAGGUCACCUGACACACGGCUUCAUGACUGAGAAGAAGAAAAUCUCUGCAACGUCCAUCUUCUUUGAGUCCAUGCCGUAUAAGGUGAAUCCAGAAACGGGCUACAUUGACUAUGACCGACUGCAAGAAAACGCUCGGCUGUUCCACCCCAGACUCAUCAUUGCAGGAACAAGCUGCUAUUCCCGCAACCUCGAGUACUGCCGUCUGAAGAAGAUCGCUAAUGAGAACGGUGCAUAUCUGUUGGGAGACAUGGCUCACAUCAGUGGGUUGGUGGCUGCCGGAGUGGUGCCCUCACCCUUUGACUACUGUGACAUUGUUUCGACGACAACACACAAGACGCUGCGUGGCUGCCGUGCUGGACUCAUCUUCUACAGGAAAGGCGUGCGGAGUGUGGAUGCUAAGGGCAAGGAGACUCUGUACAACUUGGAGUCUUUGAUCAAUCAGGCUGUGUUUCCCGGGCUGCAGGGAGGACCGCACAACCACGCUAUUGCAGGUGUUGCUGUCGCUCUCAAACAAGCCAUGACGCCAGAGUUCAAAGUCUACCAGACGCAGGUUCUUGCUAACUGCAAAUCUCUCUCCAGCGCCCUCAUUGACCACGGCUACAAGAUUGUCACUGGUGGCUCUGACAACCAUCUGAUCCUGCUGGACCUGCGCAGCAAAGGAACUGAUGGAGGACGAGCUGAGAAGGUUUUGGAAGCCUGUGCCAUUGCUUGUAAUAAGAACACCUGUCCAGGGGAUAAAAGUGCUCUGCGCCCGAGUGGUUUGAGGUUUGGCUCUCCAGCUCUGACCUCCAGAAACUUGAUGCAGGAGGACUUCAAGAAGGUGGCCGAGUUCAUUCACAGAGGCAUUGAGCUGACUUUGGAGGUGCAGAGUAGCCUGGAUCCCAAGGCCACUCUGAAGGAGUUCAUUCAGGCGCUGACCCAUGGAGAGAAGUUCCAGCAGCGGGUAUCUGAAAUCAAAGCAGAGGUGGAGGCUUUCGCUGGUCAGUUCCCCAUGCCUGGCCUGCCUGAGCUGUAGAGAGAGACAGCUCAGACACUGAUGGACGCUGGACUGAUGAUUAUACCAAACAUUGUAAUUCCAAAUUUUGGUAGCAUCUUGUUUCGUGUGUACAUUUGUUUUUCAGCGUACACCUGUUAAAUAUGUCACUGCAAAUCAAGACACAGCUUGGAACAGAUUUGUUUUAAUGGAAAAAUAGAUUUGCAGACUUAAUUGUCCAAUUAUCCAGUGUUGCUACAGUGCUUUUGCUUUUUUGGAUAGUUCUUUUUUUUCCACUGUAGCUUUUGGUCUCGGAUGUUAAGAUCACACAAGCUCAGAAAUCACCAUUUCAUUUGUAUCAAAUUUACAAUUGCAAAGUUUUCUUACGGGCUUUACUGCAGAUUAAAGCACAGCACGUGAUUAUUACUUUCAUAAAUGAGCGUUUUAUAUGAUAUACUGUAUACAUGUACAAUAUAAUAAAUACAAUUUGAAAAAUAAAAAAAUACAAUUGUU
Cottoperca gobio is the source of this 2152-nucleotide messenger RNA. It is a transcript of the gene shmt1, whose product is annotated as serine hydroxymethyltransferase 1 (soluble). Gene Ontology annotation, biological process: tetrahydrofolate interconversion. Gene Ontology annotation, molecular function: glycine hydroxymethyltransferase activity; pyridoxal phosphate binding. NCBI's taxonomy places the organism in Eukaryota, Metazoa, Chordata, Actinopteri, Perciformes, Bovichtidae. The transcript has 12 exons. The coding region runs from base 233 to 1681 and encodes 482 amino acids. The record is from RefSeq and is a predicted model, not a curated record. Gene Ontology annotation, cellular component: nucleus; cytoplasm; mitochondrion.